This is a messenger RNA of Lasiodiplodia theobromae, 660 nucleotides long. RefSeq names its product Sigma-70 region 2. The transcript has 2 exons. The record is from RefSeq and is a predicted model, not a curated record. NCBI's taxonomy places the organism in Eukaryota, Fungi, Ascomycota, Dothideomycetes, Botryosphaeriales, Botryosphaeriaceae. Bases 1 to 660 code for a protein of 219 amino acids.
AUGAUGCGGCUCGCGGUGAGCAGAUCCAAGGCCGACUUCCUCCAGAGCCUGGGGCUAUCCAACGACAAUCCGGCAGACCGGCAAGUGUACAUUGCCAUCAAGCGCGAGGCCAUGGAGGGUCGCGCCCGGCUGUGCCAAAACCGCGACAAUCUCAUGCCCCAAUGCCGGGACGACGUGACGGUGCAACCGCCCUUUUCGUCCAGCCAGAUGAUGGAGACGGCCAUGCACCGCGAGGUCCUCCGCAUCUACAGCCUGGCCAGCCCGACCACGCGGCCCUACUACCAGCUCGGCCGCUUCAUGGACGGCGAGAACGUCGACAACUGGGUCAUCCGCUGGAUGCUUUGGAACACGUUCCGGUACGGCAUGAACAGGAAACGCCAUCCAGGUAACUGCCCUCCGCCGCCGCCGCCUUCUCCCGCAACACCACCACCACCACCCGCCCGGCUCUUGAACGCUGACCACGCAGACUCCUCUGACGAUUUGCUGAAUUCUCCGGAAGGGUCCCCUACUCUUAACACCGUAUCGCCCGUCGUGUCACAAGCGCCGCCAGCUGGCACCGACGGACGGACAGGUACGUCUCCGGCUUUUGGAUUCCUCGAAACCAUGCGUCCUCUGCGCCCGUCGUUUUACAGUGCGGCCUUCAUAAGUACUGAAAGAUGA